Cylicocyclus nassatus is the source of this 1848-nucleotide messenger RNA. The record is from the annotation of a GenBank genome assembly. NCBI's taxonomy places the organism in Eukaryota, Metazoa, Nematoda, Chromadorea, Rhabditida, Strongylidae.
AUGAGUCCCGCGCUGCUUCGCCACCCGCGUUUCGUCAGCCUGGAAGGCGGCGAGGGUGCGGGCAAGACCACCGCCAUCAAUGCCAUCCGUGACUGCCUGCGCAGCCAUGGCCACGAAGUGGUGCUGACCCGCGAGCCGGGCGGUACACCGCUGGCCGAGCGCAUCCGCGGCCUGGUGCUGAAGCCCGAUGCCGAGAUUGCCGCCGAGCCGCUCAGCGCCGAAGCCGAGCUGCUGCUGGUGUUCGCCGCCCGCGCCCAGCAUGUACGCCAGGUGAUCCAGCCGGCAUUGCAGCGCGGCGCCUAUGUGCUGAGUGAUCGCUUCACCGAUUCCAGCUAUGCCUACCAGGGCGGUGGCCGUGGCCUGGAUCCGCAGUGGAUUGCCGACCUGGAACGCCGCGCGGUCGGCCUGUUGCCCGGCCUGACCCUGCUGCUGGACGUGGAUGUGGCGGUAGGCCGCGCGCGCGCCAACGGCCGCGACCUGUGGCCGGACCGCAUCGAGAGCGAGCAGGACGAUUUCUUCCAGCGUGUGCGCGCCGUGUUCCGCAGCCGCGCGCAGCAGGACCCGCAGCGUUUCGCGCUGAUCGAUGCCGGCCAGGUGCAGGAACGCGUCGCCGCUGAUGUGCAGCGCGCGUUCGAGCAGACCGUGGCUGCGCUCGAUGCCGAUCGCCUCGGCCACGGCCUGCUGAUCUGCGGCCCGGCCGGUCUGGGCAAGCAUGAGGUGGCGCUGGCGCUGGCCGACCAUGUGCUGGCACGUGGCGACGCUGCACAUGCCACGCGCACGCGCCAGCUGAUCGCCGCCGGCACGCAUCCGGACCUGCAGCUGGUCGGCUUCAUUCCGAACAAGAGCGGCGACAAGCUGCGUACCGAGAUCGUCAUCGAGCAGGUACGCGAGAUCACCAACAAGCUGGCGCUGACCCCGCAGUACGGCGUGGCCCAGGUGGUGAUCGUCGACCCGGCCGAUGCGAUCAACCGCUCGGCGGCCAAUGCGCUGCUGAAGACGCUGGAAGAGCCGCAGCCCGGGCGCUACCUGUGGCUGAUCAGCAGCGACCCGGCACGCCUGCCACAGACCGUGCGCAGCCGCUGCCAGCGCCUGGAGUUCAAGCUGCCGCCCCGCGACGAAGCACUGGCCUGGCUGCAGCAGCAGGGCCACAGCGAAGCCUCGGCGCGCGAAGCGCUGGAUGCCGCGCGCGGCCAUCCCGGCCAGGCCGACAACUGGCUGCGCGAAGAUGGCCUGAGCCUGCGCCGCGAAGUGGGCCGCGAGCUGGAGCAGCUGGCCGCCGGCAAGACCGGCGCGGUGGAGCUGGCGCAGAAGUGGUGCGGUGAUGACAACGCGGCGCUGCGCCUGCGCUUCGCUGCCGACCUGGCACUGGCCCAGGCCAGCACCGAUGCCUUGACCACGCCGGAGCGAUUGCACAAGCUUGCGGCCUGGUUCGAUGCGGCCAACCGCACCCGCGACCUGCUGCGCACCACGGUGCGUGCAGACCUUGCGGUGGUCGAGUUGCUGCUGGCCUGGAACAAGGGCAUCCUGUCCCUGGCCGUGAAGGACAAAGCCGCGCUGUACAGCGCGUACAUGCCGUUCGUGAAGAACGGCGGCAUCUUCGUGCCCACGCCCAAGCGCUACUUCCUGGGCGACGAGGUGUUCCUGCUGCUGACCCUGCCCGAUUCCAGCGAGCGCCUGCCGGUGGCCGGCAAGGUGAUCUGGGUGACCCCGGCCGGCGCGCAGGGCAACCGCACCGCCGGCAUCGGCGUGCAGCUGGCCGAUGGCGCUGAAGGCGAGGGCGUGCGCCACAAGAUCGAGACGAUGCUGGCCGGCCUGACCAGCUCGGACAAGCCGACCCAUACGAUGUGA